Messenger RNA from Hemicordylus capensis (graceful crag lizard), 2172 nucleotides. RefSeq names its product epidermal differentiation-specific protein-like. Gene Ontology annotation, molecular function: structural constituent of eye lens. Gene Ontology annotation, biological process: lens development in camera-type eye; visual perception. Bases 61 to 1203 code for a protein of 380 amino acids. The record is from RefSeq and is a predicted model, not a curated record. The transcript has a single exon. Lineage: Eukaryota; Metazoa; Chordata; Lepidosauria; Squamata; Cordylidae.
CUUAGGCAAACUGUUCAGCUCUUGUUUGCCUUGGAUUGAACUUCUGCAGAGAUCCAGACGAUGUCCUCCAAGGAGCCGGCUAUGAAUAAGAUAAUUGUGUAUGACAAGCCCCAUUUUGAAGGGCUCAGCAAAGAGUUUGCUUGUGAUAUUCCUGACCUGCAUGAGUUGGAUUUUGGUGACUGCAUCUCAUCCCUGAAGGUGAUUGGACAACCCUGGGUUGUCUACAAAGCCCCCAAGUUUGAGGGGGAUGGUUUUGCCUUUGAAGAAGGGGAUUAUGAAGAGAUUGAGAACAACAACAAAAUCUCUUCCCUCCGACUAGUUCAUUAUGAUCUCUCUGACCCUCAGAUCACAUUAUAUGAACAUCCCAACUACGAGGGCCAGAGCAAGGUGGUGACAGAGGAGACCAACCUCGCCUAUGGCUACUUCAAUGAUCGUGUCUCCUCCCAUGUGGUACAAAAGGGUGUCUGGCUAUUGUACAAGAACCCAAACCGUGGUGGAUGGUACCAUAUUGCCUGGCCUAAGGAGCGCAUUCAUGACUAUAAAACAGAGAUAAAUUUUGAUGAUAGUGUGUCCCAUCUGCAGCCCCUGCAGCCCGGCCGCCCGAUCAUCACUGCCAAGUUACUGUGGGACCAGAAGAAAGUGGAGGCCGAGCAGGAUAUCCUGAUCGACGAACUUGUGGGAAGCAACUGCACUGACUAUGAGCAGGUGUUCACCGCCAACACCUGCCGGGAGUACACCACUUCUGUUUUCCAGAGCUUCCUCUUUAGCAAUACCACAACCCUAAGACUUGGCUUCUCUUUCAAGGUCAAUGUGGGGGCUGCCAACGUCUUUGUGGUGGAGAAGGGAAAGCAUGAGUCCAUCACCACCAGUGAGAAGGUAGAAGUGAUGCUGCCUGCUAAGAUCCCUCCAUGCACUCAGCUCUGCAUUCAGGUGGUCAAGAAAGAGACGACCACCACAGUGCCGGUGGAGCUCACCAUCUGUCAGAACGGGAAGGAAAAGAAGGAGCAUGCGGAGUACCGGUGCGUGUCAGGUCGUACCAUCAGCACUAGAUAUACCAUGACACCCAUCUCAGAAGCACAGAAGACUUCCCAAGCCAGUCCUAAGCCUGCAAAAGAAGGGGAGCGUGCCAAACUUUCACAUGUGGUUAUAGAGGAACAUAGCCAAGCUCAGCAUAGACCUGAAACUUCAGGGGCAAGUUCCUAAACCAUGACUGAAUAAGCCACUUUGGUGUGGAGGACCUCAUGGAGAUGUCUACUUGCAGCCUGUACUCACAGAGGGGAAAUAUUAGGAGACUAUGGGCCUAUACACACCACAAAAAGCUGGGUAGGAGGAGCAUCCAGCCAGGCUUUCAGAAACAUGAGCACUCCUGAGGAUUGAUCAUAUGUCUGCAAAAAUCGAGGUAGGAGGGCAAGAAAGUGAUUGUGUGCUAGCUGCAGUCUGGGUAGGAUGAAACGAUAUGUGUUUUCCCUUCAUCCUAGACAGGAUGCUGGGUAAUCAACGUUGGUUGGCUGUGCCACCCUAUCAGAUCACAGCUAGCACACAAUCGCAUCCCCUCCUCCUACCUCGAUUUUUGCCGAAACAUGACCAUGUGCAUAGAUUUAACGCCUGGUUGGAUGCUCCCACUUCCCAGCAUGUGGUCAUGUGAAUGAGCCUUAUAUUGGGCUCUCUUUAGGCUUGGUGGUAGUUUCAGGAUUUGGACUAUUAAGUUAUAGAUGGGUUGGGGGAUCAAUAUAGUAUUGUAAUGCAAUCGAUUAUUUGUCUGUGAUACUUAAGGUGGCAGUUUCUGUGUGAAAACCUCCAGGCCAGAUCCAAAACCUCCAUGUCAAAUCCAAGUGGCUAAAGAAAGCUAGCCAUGGCAUAAAUUACAAGGGAAAACUCCCUAGAGUCACCUGUGAAACUGAUACUGGCUAACAACAAACAUUCCUGACUUCAACUCUAUGCUCCUGUGCCUUCAAACUUUGUGAAAAUGCCUUUGCCACCAGCAGCUUGCCCAGACACCUUGAGAGAGACUGCUUCAUUAUCAUGCUGGAUAAUAAUGCAUUAUCAUGCUAGAUAAUAAGAACUGAGGCAUGUAAUAGUCUUCCCUCUUUCAUCUGUGUUGCAGGGCUGCAUGCAAGGAACAUACUACCCUAGUGAACUUAUCACAGUCCAAUUAAAAAUCAUUCUUUCUUA